AAGCAGAAGCCUUUGACGCAAAGCAUCAUCCACUUCGAAAUCUCUCUUCCAUCAUUCCUUCUUUAGUUUCCUUCCUCUCUCAGCCACAAUCUCUGCCUUUUUAUACCGCAAUUCAUCAUCCUCUUCCCGAAACACUAUGUAGUAUGUAUGUAUCGCCCGCAUUUCUCUUCAAUUCUCCAAAUUCACCCCGGAAAUUCCCUGCAUUCGAGGCAUAGAAGUUGAAAUCUGCGUCGGUGAAAAUGCAUGGCAUCGAUUUCAAAGGGAUCCAGGAGAAGCUCUCCGAGGGCUUCCGGCCGUGGCAACGCUCGGUUCAGUUCUGGGUUCGUGCCGCUGAUAUCUACACCGGCUACAAGAUGUUUCAACUUCGAGUAAGUUUGGUGAAGGAUGCGAAGAAGCAGGAGGAUUUGUGGGAGCGGCAACAUGAGUUUGCUGCUGAGAAAAUUUACGCUAUGUGCUCUGACCUGGGCGGGUUCUUCCUUAAGGUUGCACAAAUCGUAGGGAAACCAGACCUGGCACCGGCCGCGUGGGUGAGAAAGCUCGUUACAUUGUGUGAUCAAGCUCCUGCUACUCCAUUCCACGACAUCCAAGUUGUCCUGGAGAAGGAGUUAGGUCAAAGCAUCGGUGAAACGUUUGAAAGCUUCGACGAGAAUCCUAUCGGGUCUGCAUCUAUUGCUCAGGUUCACCGAGCAAGAUUGAAGGGCGACAAGAGCGAUGUUGCGGUAAAGGUUCAACAUCCCGGCGUCGAGAAAUUGAUGAUGACAGAUAUAAGAAACUUGCAAGUAUUUGCCUUAUGCAUUCAAAAGACAGAUGUCAAAUUCGACAUUUACUCCUUAACAAAGGAAAUGGAAACACAGAUUGGGUAUGAAUUCGAUUUCACGAAGGAAGCCAAUGCAAUGGAGAAAAUUCGAUGUUUUCUGUAUAAGAACAAUAGAAAGAGUCCUGUUUUGGUUCCCAGGGUGAUUCAAGAUAUGGUGACCAGGAGGGUAUUGGUAAUGGAGUACAUUAACGGGACCCCAAUCUUAAGUCUUGGCGAUGAAAUGGCUAAGAGAGGGAUAAAUCCUCGUGGUAAGCUUGCCGAGAGAGCAAAGCACAAUAUACUGAAAAGUUUAUCCCGAGCAUACGGUGAAAUGAUACUGAAAAGUGGUUUCUUUCAUGCGGAUCCACAUCCCGGAAACAUCUUGAUUUGUAAAGGUUCAGAGGUUGCGCUGCUGGACUACGGGCAAGUGAAGGAUCUCCCCGACAAUCUACGACUUGGUUAUGCGAAUCUUGUCAUCGCCAUGGCUGAUAACGACGCUGUGCGAGCUUCUCAGAGCUUUCGGGAACUCGGAUUAAGUACAUUAUGCAAGUGCGAGAACGAGCGAGAAGAGAUUCUAAAGUUAGCACAGACGAUGUUCGAUACGAAGAUGCCUCCGGGUGUCCGAAUUCUGCAACCGUUCUCGGAAGACUCCUCCCUCAAAAGAAUCUCGGUCGAGGCAUUCCCCGAGGAACUAUUCUCGGUUCUCCGCACGGUAAAUCUGUUAAGAGGGCUCAGCGUCGGCCUCGGGCUCAACUACUCGGCUGCUGAACAAUGGAAAUCUAUCGCGGAAGAAGCGCUUCUUCUUUCACCCGAAAACCGACAUUUUUCGGGUUCGGAUAGGACGCGAAAAUCUUCGGGUAGAAGGAUUUCGCUGAGAAGAUUAUUACUCGGCGGAGGAGAUUGAAAACGCAGUCGCGGAAUAAAUUUUUUUGCGUUCAUCCGAAUCGCUUUUAUUGUUCUGUGCGGUUAGCUAUAUAUUUUUACAGUUUACUGCUCUCUAUCAUACAGUAUGUUAUACUUGAGGCAUACUUUAUUCUUUUUCCCCCGCG
This is a messenger RNA of Tarenaya hassleriana, 1845 nucleotides long. RefSeq lists its product as uncharacterized. The record is from RefSeq and is a predicted model, not a curated record. Gene Ontology annotation, molecular function: protein kinase activity; ATP binding. The transcript is spliced from 11 exons. Lineage: Eukaryota; Viridiplantae; Streptophyta; Magnoliopsida; Brassicales; Cleomaceae. Gene Ontology annotation, biological process: protein phosphorylation. Bases 240 to 1700 code for a protein of 486 amino acids.